This is a messenger RNA of Microbotryum saponariae, 868 nucleotides long. NCBI's taxonomy places the organism in Eukaryota, Fungi, Basidiomycota, Microbotryomycetes, Microbotryales, Microbotryaceae. The record is from the annotation of a GenBank genome assembly.
AUGCUGUUACCUUCCACGAUCCGUGCCUUGGUCUUGACUUUGUUUCUGCCAUAUGCCUUGGCUCAAAUCUCCAACCUCAUCGUAAGUAACACCUGAUGCUCAUCGACCGUCGCGGAGAGAUAUAUGCGGCCACGGCGACCGGCGUCCGACGAGGGCCGUUGUGUGCUUGCCUGGACGCCGGGCGCGGCUGGGGGCCACGGCGAACAAGAGCCGUCGUCGAGGUCACGAGCGCGGGCCAGUUGCUAGCUAGCGCGCCAUGAUUGCAGUGAUGCGCGUUGGUUGUAGGCCUUAGCCGACCCUCAGUGCUCAGCUGCAGAAUGCAAUCUUCCGAUUUACAAGUUGACGAACAGAUCGACCCCCGAUUCCGCGCUCGCAGUACACUUACGAGGGUCAAUCCGCGCCGGCGAGCGUGCUCCAGGCGAUCUCCUCGGCCGCCGCUCCCGCCCAGUCGAUCCUCAACAGCCAAGGUGUCGACACGGCGACAGGACUCGUAGCUGCCUUCCCGACAACGGCGACAGUACUUGAUACCGUAACCGCUCCCGCCGAGACAGGAGCCCCGGUAUUUUCGAGUGGCUCUCCGUGAGUACAUAAAUCACUGGCCAGUGGGUCGCGGCUCGGCAAAGUGCUCACCUCGAAGACCCUUUCUUCCGCGAUGCGCAGCGGCUUGAACACAGCAACCGUCCCACGAUCACCCUACGUCGCAUCUGGCACAAUCAAUCUCUCCUUGGCCACUUCAUCGUCUGCGAGUGCGACGUCAAAAUCUCCGGCUGGACGAGUCUCGCCGCCGAGUGGACUCACGUUUGGCUUCUCGACAAGCGUCCUGACCACCGUCGUGGGAAUGUUCCUCGGCCUCGCCGUCACUCUGUGA